Messenger RNA from Verticillium alfalfae VaMs.102, 432 nucleotides. RefSeq names its product dihydrodipicolinate synthase. The coding region runs from base 1 to 432 and encodes 143 amino acids. The record is from RefSeq and is a predicted model, not a curated record. The transcript has a single exon. NCBI's taxonomy places the organism in Eukaryota, Fungi, Ascomycota, Sordariomycetes, Glomerellales, Plectosphaerellaceae. Gene Ontology annotation, molecular function: 4-hydroxy-tetrahydrodipicolinate synthase activity.
AUGCCCUCCGCAGCGCCGCCUCCGGGCAUCUACGUCCCCGUCCCCACCUUCUUCGCCCGCAAGUCCGCCGCUUCAUAUGACCCCAUCACGCCUCCCCUCGACCUCGAGACGCAGGCUGCCCACUCUGUAUACCUCGCCCAGGCCGGCAUCAAGGGCCUUGUCAUUCUCGGCUCAACCGGCGAGGCCGUCCACCUGCGCCUCACCGAACGCGGGCAGGUUCUUUCCGCCGCCCGCGCCGCCCUCGAUAAGGCUGGCUUCUCCGACUACCCCAUCAUCGCCGGCACCGCCACCCAGGGCGUCGACGAGACGGUCGAGCACCUGACGGCCGCCCGCGACGCCGGCGCCCAGUGGGGCCUCUGUCUCGUCCCCGGCUACUUCGCCGGCGCCCCGCAACCAGUCGGGCAUCAUCGCCUGGUUCCGCGCCGUCGCUGA